ACACCGUUCACCUGCUGCCGUUGUCGCCGCCGCCGCCGCUGCCGGGGCUGGAUGGGGGGCAUAGGCCAGCCAGUGGCACCCAGAAGAAAGAGACGCGGCGGCGGCGACGUCGACACCCGCAGGACGAGUGUCUCGAUCCGCCCGCGAGCCCAAGGAGGAGGCGGUGAGGCCCGGCCCCUACUGUCCCUGGUAUAGAGAGGCCGCCGUCGCCGCCGCGGCCGGGUCUCCCUGGGCGCUCGCCCCUCAGGUCUCACACUCAGGACCCCGCGCUGCACCAUGUUCAAGAAACUGAAGCAAAAGAUCAGCGAGGAGCAACAGCAGCUCCAGCAGGCGCUGGCCUCGACUCAGGCUCCCUCCAAUUCUUCAACACCAACAAGAACCAGGAGCAGGACAUCUUCAUUUACAGAGCAACUUGAUGAAGGUACACCCAAUAGAGAGAAUGCAUCUAUCCAAGCCACGAAAUCUUCCGACAGUGUUAAUGGAAGUGAACCAACAACUCCUCAGUCUGGUGACAUGCAGUCUUUUGCACAGAAGCUCCAGCUCCGGGUGCCUUCUAUGGAGUCUUUGUUUCGAAGUCCACUAAAGGAAUCUCUCUUCCGAUCUUCUUCUAAAGAGUCUUUGGUACGAACAUCUUCCAGAGAGUCCCUGAAUCGAUUUGACCUGGACUCCUCUGUGGCCACCUUUGAUCCAUCGUCUGAUAUGGAGAGUGAGCCCGAAGACUCACUCCCCAAUUUAGACAGUCUCAGCAAAGAACAGUUGAUUCAGUGGUUGCGAAGAAUGGAACGAAGGUUGAAUAGCUACAAAGGAAAAUGUUCUGAGUCUGUUAUAGCUUAUCAGACUCUUCAGAGAGAGAAGAAAAAGUUACAAGGUAUAUUAAGUCAGAGUCAAGAUAAAGCACUUCGGAGAAUUGGAGAGUUAAGAGAGGAGCUCCAAAUGGAUCAGCAAGCAAAAAAGCAUCUACAAGAGGAGUUUGAUGCAUCUUUAGAGGAAAAAGAUCAGCAUAUCAGUGUUCUCCAGACUCAGGUUUCUCUGCUGAAACAGCGGUUACGAAAUGGCCCAAUGAAUGUUGAUUUAGCAAAACCAUUCCCUCAGAUGGAACCACAGGCUGAAGGUGUUUCUAAAGAGAACACAGACGGUGAUAUAGAGCCAGCAGUGGUAGAUGGAGCUUCUGCUAAAACACUGGCGGUACUUCAGCAGAGAGUUAAGCGGCAAGAGAAUCUUCUGCAGCGUUGUAAGGAAACCAUUCAGUCACAUAAGGAACAGUGUGCGCUCUUAACCAGUGAAAAAGAAGCCCUGCAAGAACAACUAGAUGAAAGGCUUCAAGAGCUAGAAAAGAUGAAGGAGCUUCAUAUGGCUGAGAAGACUAAACUUAUCACUCAGUUGCGUGAUGCAAAGAACUUAAUUGAACAGCUUGAACAAGAUAAGGGAAUGGUAAUAGCAGAGACAAAACGUCAGAUGCAUGAAACCUUGGAAAUGAAAGAAGAAGAAAUUGCUCAACUCCGUAGUCGCAUCAAACAGAUGACUACCCAGGGAGAGGAGUUACGGGAACAGAAAGAAAAGUCUGAAAGAGCUGCUUUUGAGGAACUUGAAAAAGCCUUGAGUACAGCCCAAAAAGCAGAAGAAUCACGGAGAAAAAUGAAGGCAGAGAUGGAUGAACAAAUAAAAGCUAUUGAAAAAACAAGGGAGGAAGAACGUACCAGUCUUCAGCUGGAAUUAAGUCGGGUGAAACAGGAGGCUGUUGAUGUGACGAAAAAAUCCUCAGAACAAAUUGCUAAACUACAGAAGCUUCAUGAAGAGGAGCUGGCCAGCAAAGAGCAGGAACUGACCAAGAAGUUUCAGACCCAAGAAAGGCAAUUUCAGGAGCAAAUGAAAAUAGCUCUUGAAAAAAGUCAAUCAGAAUAUUUGAAGAUCACCCAAGAAAAAGAACAGCAAGAAUCUUUGGCCCUGGAAGAGUUAGAGUUGCAGAAAAAAGCAAUCCUCAUGGAAAGUGAAAAUAAACUUCGGGACCUUCAGCAAGAAGCAGAAACUUACAGAACUAGAAUUCUUGAAUUGGAAAGUUCUUUGGAAAAAAGCUUGCAAGAAAGCAAAAAUCAAUCAGAAGAUUUAGCUAUUCAUUUGGAAGCUGAAAAAAAUGAGCACAGUAAAGAAAUCACAAUCAUGGUUGAAAAACACAAGACAGAAUUGGAAAGCUUGCAGCAUCAGCAGGAUACCCUUUGGACUAAAAAACUCCAAGUGUUAAGGCAACAGCAUCAGACUGAAAUGGAAAAACUUAGAGAAAAGCAUGAACAAGAAAAAGAAACAUUGUUGAAAGACAAAGAGAGUCUCUUCCAGGCCCACAUAGAAGAGAUGAAUGAAAAGACUUUAGAAAUGCUUGAUGUGAAGCAAACAGAACUGGAAUCAUUGUCUUCUGAACUAUCAGACAUAUUAAAAGCCCGGAACAAGCUAGAAGAGGAGCUUUCUAUACUAAAGGAUCAAGCAGAUAAAGUAAAGCAGGAGCUAGAGGCCAAGCUAGAUGAACAGAAAAGCCAUCACCAGCAGCAAGUCGAGAGUAUCAUUAAAGAACAAGAGAUAUCUAUCCAGAGAACUGAGAAGGCAUUAAAAGAUGAAAUUAAUCAACUUGGGCUUCUUCUGAAGGAAAAGGACAAGCAUUUGAAAGAGCAGCAGGCUCAUGUGGAAAACUUAGAGGCAGAUAUUAAAAGGUCUGAAGAGGAACUCCAGCAGGCAUCUGCUAAGCUGGCUCUUUUUCAGUCACAGCAAAGUACUACACACGAGCAGGCCAAAGCAUCUGAGGAGCACUUGGCUCAAUUGCAGCAGAAGUUGUUGGACUUGGAAACGGAAAGAAUUCUUCUUACAAAACAGGUAGCUAAAGUUGAAACGCAAAAGAAAGAUGUUUGUACUGAGUUAGACACUCACAAAAUCCAGGUACGGGACUUACUGCAGCAACUAGAAAACCAGAAAAGUGAAAUGGAGGAAAAACUACAGGCUUUAACCCAACACUAUGAGUCCCAACUUAGAGAUACUAACACAGAACAGGCACAGACAAAGCAGAGCUUGAUAGAAAAGGAAAAUGUAAUUUUACAAAUGAGAGAAGGACAGAACAAAGAAAUUGAAACACUCAAACAGAAAUUAUCAGCCAAGGAGGACAGUUUUAGUGUUUUACAUGAGGAAUAUGAAACCAAAUUCAAAAAUCAAGAAAAAAAGAUGGAAAAAAUUAAGCAGAAAGCAAAGGAGAUGCAAGAAACAUUAAAGAAAAAAUUACUGGAUCAGGAAGCCAAACUUAAAAAAGAGCUUGAAAAUACGGUUCUAGAGCUUAGUCAGAAAGAAAAACAGUUCAAUGCCAAAAUUUUGGAAAUGGCACAAGCUAACUCCGCUGGAAUCAGUGAUGCAGUGUCAAGACUGGAAACAAACCAAAAGGAGCAGAUAGAAGGUCUCACUGAGGUACACAGACGAGAACUCAGUGAUGUCAUAUCGGUCUGGGAAAAGAAACUUAAUCAGCAAGCUGAAGAACUCCAGGAACAACAUGAAAUCCAGUUACAGGAAAAAGAGCAAGAGGUAGCAGAACUGAAGCAAAAGAUCCUCCGAAGUGCAUGUGAAACAGAAGAGAUGAACAAGGAACUAGCAUGGCUGAAAGAAGAAGGCAUUAAGCAGAACACAGCAGUAAGGGAAUUACAGGAACAGUUACACCAGCAGUCUGCUCAGACGAAUUCUCUGUCACAAAAUGAAACUAAACUAAAAGCACAACUUGAAAAGCUAGAGGGUGACUUGAAUCAUUCUCUGAGGGAAAAUACUUCUCUGCAAGAGCGUAUGGUUGAACUGGAGAUGCUGGCAGAGAAAGACAAGCUGAAGGUUUCCGAGUUGACUGACAAGUUGAAAACCACAGAUGCACAAUUCCAGAGUUUGCAAUCUUCACAUGAAAGAAAGGAGAAAAGCCUAGAAGACAAAAGCUUGGAAUUCAAAAAACUGUCCGAGGAACUAGCAGUUCAGCUGGAAACUUACUCUAAGAAAACUGAAGCCCUGUUACAAGCUAAAACAAAUGAGCUCAUCAACAUUAGUAGUAGUAAAAUUAAUGCCAUUCUUGCUAGAAUUUCCCACUGCCAGAAGCACACAACAAAAGUUAAGGAGGCACUAGUGAUUAAAACUUGCAAGGCUUCUGAAUUAGAAGCACAGCUCAGACAGCUAACGGAAGAGCAGAACACACUAAACAGUUCUUUUCAACAGGCUACCCAUCAAUUAGAAGAAAAAGAAAAUCAGAUUAAGAGCAUGAAGGCUGAUAUUGAAGGUCUUGUAAUGGAGAAAGAAGCCUUACAGAGGGAAGGAGGGAACCAGCAACAGGCUGCCUCUGAAAAGGAGUCUUGUAUCACGCAGUUGAAGAAGGAGUUAUCAGAGAACAUCAAUGCUGUCACACUGAUGAAAGAAGAGCUUAAAGAAAAGAAAUCUGAGAUCAGCAGUCUUAGCAAACAGCUAACUGAUUUGAACACCCAGCUUCAGAACAGCAUCAGCCUAACUGAGAAAGAAGCAGCCAUUUCAUCACUAAGUAAGCGAUACGAGGAACAACAACGUGAAUUGCUGGGUCAGGUGCAAGAUUUAUCUUUGAAAGUUGAAACUCUGAGUAAAGAGAAGGUCUCUGCUCUUGAACAGGGAGAUCACUUGUCCAACAAAUUCUCAGAAUGGAAGAAGAAAGCACAGUCAAAAUUCAUACAGUAUCAAAGUACUAUUAAAGAAUUGCAGAUGCAGCUUGAGUUAAAAACAAAGGAAGCCGGUGAAAAGGAUGAGCAGAUACAUGCACUGAAGGAGGACCUUGAUCAGCAAAAUGAGAGAUUGGUAUGUUUAAAGGGUGAAAUGGAAGAUAAGAAGAGUAAGCUGGAGAAAAAGGAGUGUAAUUUAGAGACUGAGUUAAAAACUCAGACGGCAAGAAUUGUGGAAUUACAGGAGCAUCUUACUCAGAAAAUAACUGAAAUUGAGUCCUUAAAUGAAGCUCUUAACAAAUACAAUCAACAAAAGGACACUGAACAGAAAGAAAUGCUGCAGAAACUUCAGCACAUUCAAGAGUUAGGGGAAGAGAAGGACAACAGGGUUAAAGAAGCUGAAGAAAAAGUCUCAAGACUUGAAAAGCAAGUGUCUUCCAUGAAAUCUGAACUUGAAACCAAGAAGAAAGAAUUGGAACAUGCGAAUUCAGGUAUGAAAGGCAAAGAAGAGGAGUUGAAGGCACUGGAAGAUAGGCUUGAGUUAGAAAGUGCUGCAAAAUUAGCAGAACUGAAGAAAAAAGCCGAACAAAAAAUUGCUGCCAUCAAGAAGCAGUUGUUAUCUCAAAUGGAAGAGAAAGAACAGCAAUAUAAAAAAGACACAGAGGGCCAUUUGGGUGAGCUAAACACAAAAUUGCAGGAGAAAGAGAGAGAAAUUCAUGUCUUGGAAGGAAAACUUCAGUCAGUGGAGGGUCCACCACAGUCAGAGGCGUCAGCUGUACCCAGAUCGGCAGAACGCAUGGCAGCCUGUGCUAAGCAAGAGGAAGCGGGUCUCCAAGGCUGUGUGCAGAACGCAUACGAAGACAAAAUCAGUGCUUUACAGAGAAGUCUAAUGGAAAAAGAAAAGCUGUUGCAGAGGCUAGAGCAGGAAAAAGAAGAGAUGGUAUCCUCUCAUUCUGAAAUGCAGGGCAGAUACCAGGAGCUCUUAAUAAAGAUAGAACACGCUGAAGCAAAGCAGCAUGAAGAUCAAAUUAUGAUAAAUCAUCUUCAGGAAGAACUUGAAGAAAAAAGCAAGAACUAUUCCUUGAUAGCAUCCCAGCAUGUGGAAGAAGAGGGAGGUGAAAACAACAUAGGGGCAAAGCAAAACUUGGAAAAUGUGGUUGAUGAUGUCCAGAAAACACUCCAGGGGAAGGAACUAGCCUGUCAGAUCUUGGAGCAAAAGAUAAAAGAACUGGAUUCCUGCUUAGUAAGAGAGAGGGAAGGGCAUAGAGUUGAAAUGGAAGAGUUGACCUCAAAAUUUGAAAAAUUACAGGCUUUACAACAACAGAUGGAUGGAAAAAAUAAACCCACAGAAGCUUUGGAAGAAAGUGCUGAAGAAAAGUCCAAAUCACACGUAGUCCAACCCAGAUUGCCUGGUAACAUGGAGGCGGCCGAGCACAAUGACCUGGAAUUUAAAUUAGCAGGGGCAGAGCAGGAGAAGCAGAAGCUGGGCAAGGAGAUCGUUAAGUUGCAGAAAGAUCUUCGAAUGUUGCGGAAGGAGCAUCAGGAAGAAUUAGAUAUCAUGAAGAAAGAGUAUGAACAAGAAAUAGAAGAGAAAAUCAAACAGGAGCAGGAAGAUCUUGAGUUGAAGCACAAUUCCACAUUAAAACAGCUGAUGAGGGAGUUCCAUACACAGCUGGCACAAAAGGACCAGGAGCUGGAAAUGACCAUAAAAGAAACCAUUGAUAAAGCCCAGGAAGUGGAAGCUGAACUUUUGGAAAGCCAUCAGGAAGAGACAAAUCAGUUAUAUAAGAAAAUUGCGGAGAAGGAAGAUGAUUUACAAAGAACAGCGAAAAGAUAUGAAGAAAUCCUUGAUGCUCGUGAAGAAGAAAUGACUGCUAAAGUAAUGGACCUGCAGACUCAACUGGAGGAGCUACGGAAUAAGUACCAGGAAAGGCUGCAGCAGGAGGAGAGCCCUGGCAAUGACAAAAUAACAAUUAUGGAGUUACAGACACAACUAGCACAGAAGACUACUCUAAUCAGUGAUUCAAAGUUGAAAGAACAAGAGUUCAGAGAACAGAUUCACAAUUUAGAAGACCGUUUGAAGAAAUAUGAAAAGAAUGUAUAUGCAACAACUGUGGGAACACCUUACAAAGGUGGCAGUUUGUACCAUACUGAUGUCUCGCUCUUUGGAGAACCUACCGAGUUUGAGUAUUUGAGAAAAGUGCUUUUUGAGUAUAUGAUGGGUCGUGAGACUAAGACCAUGGCAAAGGUUAUAACCACUGUACUGAAGUUCCCUGAUGAUCAGACUCAGAAAAUUUUGGAAAGAGAAGAUGCUCGGCUAAUGUAUACUUCACCUCGCAGUGGUAUCUUCUGAGUAAACCAUCAGUCUGUGCUUAGUUAGCAUGUGUCAUGGCUCCGAUCGUCGUCUUGAAGAAACGGGGUGGUGGUGUUGGGCAGGCAUGGAGCCCUGUCUGUGUUUGCCUCUUUGAGAAGCAAGCUGUUAUUCAGGGCCCGAUAUGGAGCCAAAGACCAAGAGAAACCUGACAUUGGCCCGCAGAUAUAUUGCAGACUGCCUUUCAGAUCGAUUAUAUCAGUGGAGAAAUGGUGAUAGUUUUUUUCUUUUUUGUUGGGAGGAGUUUUAUGUUGUUUUAAAAGAUAUUUUGAAUAACUCAACCUGACUUACGGGCUCAUUUAAUGUUCCUUUCUUCCAUUCUUUUUGUCCCUCUUUUUGAAGAACUGCUUGCCUUUCCUAUUUAUUUUUAGGGUGAUUUCUUUUAAAGACUUGUGCAAUACAUUUUGAGGUGAAACUUAGUAGAUUUUUUCUGAUAAAUUAGAGCAUUUAAAUUGAGUAUUUUAUCCAGAUUGAUUUGUUGAAAAUUUGCUAAAGACUAGUUCUUUAAGCUAUACAUAUGAUAAAUCCAAACAGCAGUACCUCAUUGUUUACUUAGCUUUUGUACUUAUAUUUUUCAGAGGAAAAAAUACUACUGUAAAUUGUAAAUAAUCAAUAUUGUAUUGUAUGCAUACUGUAUUGUAUGCAGAUCUGUGACUGUUGGCAAUGUCAUCUUGGAAGAACAGAUAAAUAAAGUUUAUUUACUA
Callorhinus ursinus (northern fur seal) is the source of this 7760-nucleotide messenger RNA. RefSeq names its product golgin A4 (gene GOLGA4). Gene Ontology annotation, cellular component: Golgi apparatus. Gene Ontology annotation, biological process: Golgi vesicle transport. NCBI's taxonomy places the organism in Eukaryota, Metazoa, Chordata, Mammalia, Carnivora, Otariidae. Gene Ontology annotation, molecular function: small GTPase binding. The record is from RefSeq and is a predicted model, not a curated record.